Medioppia subpectinata is the source of this 2958-nucleotide messenger RNA. The record is from the annotation of a GenBank genome assembly. NCBI's taxonomy places the organism in Eukaryota, Metazoa, Arthropoda, Arachnida, Sarcoptiformes, Oppiidae.
AAAUCAUACAAAAGGUUAGAAGAUAUUCACGCGAGGAUCACCGAAAUUGAUGCCCACAUUAGCAAUUGUGGCCACGAUUUACUGAAUCCCAAAUACUUGUGGGACGAGACGAAGAAAGUGGAGCCAUGGAUCAGAUCGCAGAUCAAAUGCCUGCUCGCAAACUAUUCAAACGAGUUUGAUUUGGCGCUCAUUAAAUGGCUCACGAGUUGUGAUUACAAUACCGUUUCAAAGUCGGUUAAAAAGUCAAAUGCUGUUAAUGUGAACAAUAGUUAUGGCAACAAACGGAUCAAUUACUUCGAGGGCCAAAUCGGCGAACCAGAAGUGGCCAGAAUUGUCGAGAGCCGAGAGUUUGACCAAAAUGUUGAAAUUGGUUUAAGAUCUAAGACUGCAAAUAAGGCACAAAACUUCAAUUGCAACACAAUAUUCACUGCAAACCGAAAGACGUUGAAACAGAUCCCGCAAUCAGUUAGGGAUCAACUGAAACGAGUGAUGAUAAACGAGAUAUCGUCCAAAAACGUGAUGACAUACGAAGAAGCCGUUUGUCUGUCGGACAUAACACAGUUGUCGCACACGAAUCGGUGGAAACUUUACAGACUUUGGGUCCAAAUCUAUGUUAGGAUAAAGAAAUGGCAAUUCGAUGAACUCAACGAUCGGUUUGACGUCGAGAUCGCGGCCCAGAAAAGGCUGUUUGUCGACACCGAUGUACUGUUGAUCGGCGGCACUGAUAUCGUCGGUAUGACCACAACGGGUGCCGCCAAAAACAGAUCCAUUCUGGAGAGGAUUGACCCGCAGAUAGUGGUGGUGGAAGAGGCGGCCGAAGUGAUCGAGAGUCAUAUCAUCACGUCGUUGACCAGAAACACUGAACACCUGAUCCUAAUCGGUGACCACAAGCAACUGCGGCCACAGCCGGCUGUCUAUCAGUUGGCCGUCAAAUACAAUUUGGAUGUCUCUCUGUUUGAGCGCAUGAUUAACAACGGAAUGCCAUUCAAUCAGUUAAAACUUCAGCACCGGAUGAGACCAGAGAUCUCUCGACUAUUGGUUCCCCAUAUUUACAAACAACUCGACGAUCACGAGAGUGUCCGCCACUACGAGAAUGUCACAGGUCUGAAGCGAAACAUGUAUUUCAUCACUCAUUCACAUCCGGAAGAGGGAAACGACGAGCGGAUGAGCAAAUCCAACGAAUACGAGGCCCUAUUUGUGGUACGUCUGGCCAAACACCUGCUCUACCAGUGCUACGAGAAGCGGGAGAUCACUAUUCUUGUGCCCUACUCUUCGCAACUCAUACUAAUCAAUCGACUGUUGCGAUCGGAUCCCGAGUGCGAGACAAUGAGCGCCACCACUAUUGACAACUUUCAGGGCGAAGAGAAUGAGCUGAUUUUGGUGUCGUUCGUGCGAAGCAAUGCCAACCAACAAAUCGGUUUCCUGAAGACACCCAAUCGGGUCAACGUUGCCCUCUCGCGGGCCAAACGCGGUCUCUAUUGUGUCGGCGAUUUUGACUUCUUCGCCAAAAACAACUGCGAGACUCAAUGUAUGGUUAAAGUGGACAAAACUGUGGAGGAAUGCGGACACGUAUUAUUGUACGGAUGCUCUGAAAGUCCCGUCUGUUAUCUGAAAUGCGAGAAAACUCUGUCCUGCGGUCACCACUGCCUUCUCAAGUGUGGCGAAGAGUGCGCUGAAGACAAGUGUAAGGUUUUGGUUAAAAAAGCAAAGACUUGUGGCCAACACUUCGCCGAAACCUAUUGCUCGACAGAUGUAAGUCUGUGGAAGUGUUGGAUUCAAGUGCCCGUAGUGUUGGGUUGCGGUCACACCUGUUUGAGUCCGUGUUAUGAUCAACAGUCCGAUCGAUCGCCCGAUGAAUGCGAUAAAGUGUGCGGAAAAAUGUUGGUCUGCGGACACUUCUGUCAAGAUCUAUGCGGUAAUUGCAGUCAAAGCCGACUACACAUGACUUGUAAACGAGAAUGCGAGCGAUUAUUGUCUUGUGGCCACAAAUGUCAGGGUAUUUGCGGUGAUAACUGUUCGCCUUGUAAUCAGAGCUGUAGGAAUCGUUGCCGACAUCAGUCCUGCGCUGAGAUCUGCUCUCAGGCUUGUAUUCAGUGUCCGAAAGCGUGUCUCUGGAAGUGUCCGCACAAGAAAUGCAACAAAAAGUGUUACGAGCCGUGCGAUCGGGACUACUGUCCGAUGGCUUGUAAGAAGCUCUUGAAAUGUGGCCACAAAUGCAUAGGUCUUUGCGGCGAAAUAUGUCCCGAUUUGUGUCUCAUUUGCCACAAAUCGCGAGCGAAUGACUACUUGUAUGGCAUCGAAGAAUUGUUUGAAUUGAAUAAAAAGGAUCUCUGUUUCAAUGAUCAGAAUUUGCCGAAACAGAAGAGUCUGUUCGCCAGUAUUAAAGAGCUUAGAGACCUGUCGGCCACCGAUGAAUAUAUCGAGACAAUUGUUAAACAACUGUUGGAUCAAUUAGAGAGUGACACUCGUGUGGAAGUGAUGUAUUGCGAAAACGCCCGAUCGAAGAGACAAUUGUUUGCCAUCCAUAACAAAGUCUUAAUGAUGAAGGCUUUGCUGAAAGCUGUCGGUCCAAUACAACGAAAUGAUAUGCAAAAGUGGCUUCAGUUUAUAAAUUCAGUUGAGAAGAUAAUCACCGCUUUUUACUUACGAAUGAGAAAGUGUUUGGAGUUUUUGGCCAUUCAUUACGACAAUACUUCCCAACAAAUACAAGACACUCAACGAGAGGUUAACUUUUUGGUUCAUUUCACUAAAUUGUUGACCACUAAAUUGGACACGACUUCCGCCGAUGUUUGUCACCGAUAUUAUGAAGUGUUUGAUUGGCUCUUAAAGACCGGCGCCUUUACCGCAGAUAUUGAAAGCGAUUUUCAGGUGAAAGUAUCCAUGGUCAAUUCAUCAAUCAUUUGGCCCACUUGUGAUAAUGAGCUCAAACUUAUUUCUCAAUUUGAAAAUUUCAAUUGA